AUUAUGGAAAUGGGGAGUGAGGAAGAAAAAUGGGAAAAGUUGGAUGCAGAAUUUGAUCACUUUGUGGUAGAUAUGAAGCCGUUUGUUUUAAAGCUACCCCACAGAUCAGAGCGUCAGAGAUGCGCCCUGUGGAUCCGGAAGCUGUGCGAGCCAUCGGGGACUGGUGCGGGCCUGCUGGGCCGGCGGAACCGGAACCUCUACGCCAAGAUGCUGCUGCACAUGCUGCGGCGCGGCGUGCUCGAGGGCCCCUUCUCGCACCGGCCUGAGCCUGGCACGCUGAAGACGCUGCCCUCCUACAUGUCCAUCUAUUUUGAUGAACCAAAUCCAGCACGAGCCAAAUGUUCAAGCCCAGAAGGAUUGCCAGACUGGGUCCUGGGUGAGCUGGGGACAAGCGAGCACAGAUGGAAUGAGUCGUGGAAGCUUUCUCCGGGAGGAGAUCAUUCUCCGAUGCAGUCACCCACUGAGACCCAAAGCAGGCACCAACUGACCACGAAGAUCCAAAGGAGAGCACAUUCCAGAAGUCCAACCUGCAGAGAAGACGGAGAAAAUACCGCCCUCAAGAUUCGUGAAGUUCAUCCGAAAAACUCUAUUUCUUUGGAUGAUAGUGACAUUGAAGCUCGCCUUAACAGUUGGAAUCUUGGGAUAGAAAAUCCUCGGUACCUGCGACAGAAGCCUCUCCCAGUGUCUCUGAUGUCUCCCAAGCUGAGCCUGAGGAAGUCCAGCAGUCUUCACGAAGACCAUCUGCUCUCUCGGAUGCAUGAGAAAGAGUUGGACAUGAAAACCAAGAUAAUGGAAGCUAAGUUUCAUGAAGAGAAGCUCAAGUUGCAGCAGAAACAUGACACUGAUGUCCAAAAGAUUUUAGAAAGAAAGAAUAAUGAAAUAGAAGAAACAAAAAUUUCAUACAGAAAGAAACAGAAUGAAAUGGAGGAGACUAUUAGAAAACUUGAAGUGAAAGUUCAGACCCUUAUCCGUGACUGUCAAGUCAUCAGAGAGACUAAGGAAAACCAGAUUGCGGAGCUUAAGAAGAUGUGCGAGCAGAGCGCGGAGUCUCUGAUUAACGAGUGGGAGAAGAAGCUCCACAACGCUGUAGCUGAGAUGGAAAAGGAGAAGUUUGAUCUUCAAAAGCGGCACACCGAAAAUAUCCAGGACUUGCUGGAGGACACGAACGCGCGUCUGAAUAAGAUGGAGGGGGAGUACGUGGCGCAGACCCAGUCCACAAAUCAGAUGGUGAAGGAACUGGAGUCCCGUGUCCAGCAACUAACAGGAGAAGCAGAGAACAGUAAUUUACAGAGGCAGAAACUAAUUCAAGAUAAAUUGGAACUAGAGCGAUGUUACCAGAUAACCUGCAGUGAAUUGCAAGAAGUGAAGGCGAGGCACAGCGUCCUGCACAAGGAGAAAGAACAUCUUCUAAAUGAUUAUGAGCAAAACAUAAAACUAUUACAAACCAAGUUUGAUACUGAUAUAACUCUUCUGAAGAAAGAACAUUCUCUUUCCGCUUCUAAGGCAUCUGGUACAAUUGAAGGGUUAGAAAAGAACAUCUGUCAAUUAAAACAACAGUUACAGGAAUUAGAACUUCAAAGAAAGCAGCAACUGAAGGAUCAGGAAAAUAAGUUUCAAAUGGAGAAAAGUCAUUUAAAACGCACCCAUGAAAAAAAGGUUCAUGACUUACAGAGUGAACUCAGUCAAGAAAAGGAAGACGCUCAGAAGAAAAUGCAAAAGUUUGAGGAAGUUUUGAAGGAGAGAGAGGAGCAACUGACACGCGUGACGGACGCCCAGCGUUUGCAGGCCCAGCAGGCGGAUGCGGCCCUGGAGGAGUUCAAGCUGCAGGUGGAGCUGAACUCGGAGAAGGUCUACGCACAGAUGAAGGAGCAGAUGGAACGCGUGGAAGCCGACCUGACGCGCUCCAGGUCUCUCCGCGAGCAGCAGUCCCAGGAGUUCCUGUGGCAGCUGGAGGAGGUGAAGCAGCGCUACGAGCAGCAGAUAGUCGAGCUGAAGCUGGAGCAUGAACAGGAGAAGACGCACCUAUUACAGCAGCAUAACGCAGAGAAGGAUAGCCUAGUCCGAGACCAUGAACGGGAAAUGGAAAACCUGGGAAAACAGCUUCGCGCUGCCAAUAUGGAGCACGAAAAUCAAAUCCAAGAGUUCCAGAAACGAGAUUCACAGGUGAUUGCCGACAUGGAGAGCCAGGUGCAUAAGCUGAGGGAGGAGCUGAUCCACGUGAACUCCCAGCGGAAGCAGCAGCUGGUGGAGCUGGGGCUGCUCCGCGAGGAGGAGAAGCAAAGGACCGCCAGGGACCACGAGAACGCCAUCAGCAAGCUGAAGGCCGAGGCUGAGAAGAUGAAGAUGGAGCUGAAAAAGACUCACGCCGCCGAGACGGAGACGACGCUCGAGAAGGCCAACAGCAGGCUGAAGCAGAUCGAGAAGGAGUAUACUCAGAAGCUGGCCAAGUCAUCGCAGAUCAUAGCCGAACUUCAGACAACCAUUUCCUCUCUGAAAGAGGAGAGCAGCCGGCAGCAGCGGGCCGCAGAAAGGCGGCUCCAGGAUGUUACACAGAAGUUUGAAGAUGAGAAGAAGCAGCUGAUUAGAGAUAAUGACCGAGCAAUCAAGGCUUUACAAGACGAACUAGAAAAUCGAACGAAUCAGGUGCGAAAUGUGGAGAAGAAGCUCCAGCAUAAGGAGUUGGAGGCCCAGGAGCAGAUAACCUACAUACGACAAGAGUAUGAAACGAAGUUCAAGGGGCUGAUGCCGGCCUCCCUGAGACAGGAGCUGGAGGACACCAUCUCCUCCCUGAAGUCCCAGGUGAACUUCCUUCAGAAGAGAGCGUCCAUCCUGCAGGAGGAGCUGACUACCUACCAGGGCAGAAGGUAA
Sorex fumeus (smoky shrew) is the source of this 2868-nucleotide messenger RNA. It is a transcript of the gene CEP112, whose product is annotated as centrosomal protein 112. Bases 4 to 2868 code for a protein of 954 amino acids. The record is from RefSeq and is a predicted model, not a curated record. The transcript is spliced from 26 exons. Lineage: Eukaryota; Metazoa; Chordata; Mammalia; Eulipotyphla; Soricidae.